This is a messenger RNA of Peromyscus eremicus (cactus mouse), 1367 nucleotides long. It is a transcript of the gene Mettl22, whose product is annotated as methyltransferase 22, Kin17 lysine. Gene Ontology annotation, biological process: protein methylation. Gene Ontology annotation, cellular component: nucleus. The record is from RefSeq and is a predicted model, not a curated record. The transcript has 11 exons. The coding region runs from base 124 to 1293 and encodes 389 amino acids. NCBI's taxonomy places the organism in Eukaryota, Metazoa, Chordata, Mammalia, Rodentia, Cricetidae. Gene Ontology annotation, molecular function: protein methyltransferase activity.
CGUGUACCACGCGUGCGCAGACUGUCUGUCAUGGCGGCCUCCUGAGUUCCACGGCGAGGGAUUCGUGCGGGACUCCAGCCCAGCGUCAUGGCGGGUGCAUCCCAGGAGUAACAUGGGCCAGCCAUGGAUGAGGUUACUUUCAAAAGUGACACUGUGCUAUCAGAUGUCCACCUGUACACCCCCAACCAGAGACACCUCAUGGUGCGGCUGAAUGGCAUGGGACAGCCAGUCUUCCUGUCCCAGUUCAAGCUCCUGUGGAGUCAGGACUCUUGGACAGACUCGGGGGCUGAGGACAAUGGUCCCAGAGAUGUCUCCACACAGGAGAUGCCUCUUGCUGGGUCAGGAAGUGGCCACAGUCAUGAGGAUUUGUCCCUCCAGGCUGGCGAUGACAUCACCAUCCAGGAAGGGUUGAGUGUUCCCCUGGAUGAGGAUGGGGACCUAGAUGUGGUGCGAAGGCCACGGGCUGCUUCUGACCCCAACCCAGCAGAGCCUGCAAGAGACAAGGUACAUCCCAUGAUUCUAGCACAGGAGGAAGAUGACCUCAUGGGAGAUCGGGCACAGGAGAGCGGCCCCCACGACAUCAUCAAAAUAGAGCAUACCAUGGCCACGCCCCUGGAGGAUGUUGGCAAGCAGGUGUGGCGGGGCGCCCUGUUCCUGGCAGACUAUAUCCUGUUCCGAAGGGACCUCUUCCAGGGACGCACCGUGCUGGAGCUUGGGGCAGGCACUGGGCUUGCCAGCAUUGUGGCAGCCACCAUGGCACACACCGUUUACUGUACAGAUGUCGGCACAGACCUCCUAGCCAUGUGCCAACGAAACGUUGCCCUCAACAGCCACCUGGCUGCCACUAGAGAUGGUGUGAUAAAGGUCAAGGAACUGGACUGGCUGAAAGAUGACCUCUGCACAGAUCCCAAAGUCCCCUUCAGCUGGUCCGAGGAAGACAUCAGUGACCUGUAUGAUCACACCACUGUGCUGUUUGCAGCUGAAGUGUUCUACGAUGAUGACUUAACCGACGCCCUGUUUAACACGCUCUCCCGACUCGUCCACAGACUGAAAAAUGCCUGCACCGCCAUCCUGUCGGUGGAAAAAAGGUUCAACUUCACACUCAGACACUUGGACGUCACAUGUGAAGCCUACGAUCACUUCCGUGCCUCCCUGGACUCUCUGGAGAAGCUGGCUGAUGGCAGGUUGCGCUUCACGGUGGAGCCUGUGGAGGCCUCCUUCCCGCAGCUGCUCCUCUACGAGCGCAUCCGACAGCUGGAGCUCUGGAAGAUCGUAGUGGAACCAGCAGCAUGAGUCACCUCUGAAAGGUGUGACUUCUUGACGGUUGUCAAUAUGUUUCAAAUAAAAACAAACCCUCUGUGCACUGA